This is a messenger RNA of Microbotryum saponariae, 1092 nucleotides long. NCBI's taxonomy places the organism in Eukaryota, Fungi, Basidiomycota, Microbotryomycetes, Microbotryales, Microbotryaceae. The record is from the annotation of a GenBank genome assembly.
AUGCGAUUCGCACCGGCGACUCGCUUGGCCGUGCUCGUCGUGGCGGUGCCAUGGCUCGGCUCAAAUUCACGUGGAAGCACCCGCAAUUUGGGCUUCGUGGCAGCAGCGGACAUGGCACCUCUGCUCGCUUACGCAUUACCCGAUAGCUUCCCGGCGCUCGACAAUUUGAUGUCGGAUAAGGUAAGUCUCCUUCCUCUCGAUCAUCGCGAAAGUUCACAGUUGACUCGUCGACUCGAACUUGGUCCUCAUCUCGCAUCGCCGCAGCUGCCCUCCCCCCUCGUCUUCAUCCCCGGAGUCGACCCUUGUGGAUCGCUCCUCGUCAUAUCGAUCCCUAGGGUUCACUAUAAAGAUCUCAGCCUCUUCCCCCCGCAACGCAUCAACUCGACCUCGGGAGCUCUUUUAGGGUCAGGCUUGAUCGAUUCGUUUGAGCUCGCACCGACGAAAGGGAUCGCGCAGGCGGUGUCGGGACGACAUGUUUUGGAUUGGGCGGAUGCUUGGGUCAAGACGUGUGCGGGGACUAAGAAUGAGGAGUACAUGAACGAGUUGAAGGUCGCUAAGGUUUAUGUCGAUUGGGAUCAAGCUGUGGGAUCCAAGCCGACACGGGAGGGGGAGGCGAUGGCCAGACUUGGUCAGUCAAUAGGAGGAAUGGUGUUUGCCGAAACAUAACGGAAGAAACCCCAUUCUGAUCACGCUCCGUCACGUUCACCGUGUCCACCAGAUCAAGAACUUGCUGCUCAUUUGACCGCAUUACCCAACGCGCCCCACCCCCACCUCGUUCUUCUAACAUCCCUCACCCCACGCCAACUCAUGCAUCUCAUGGACCUCUCCUCCCAAACCUCGCACCCCCCACCCCAACCCAUAGCCAAAACCCCCCGUCUCCCACCCUUUCUGUCGACACCGAAAGUAGACGUUGCCCGACACGCCUCGUCGGGAAAUAGGCUCUCACACUUCUUCUGGAUGGUCUUUCGGUUGGCGUUUUGGGGUAUCGUGUUGGGUGGGGCGGCGAUGUAUGCGAAACAGCACCUCGAACAGAGGAGGAUGAAUCUACUUGGAUUUAGGAGGCUGGGUACCGAGAAUGGGUUACCGCAUUGA